Messenger RNA from Puccinia graminis f. sp. tritici CRL 75-36-700-3, 855 nucleotides. RefSeq lists its product as uncharacterized. Lineage: Eukaryota; Fungi; Basidiomycota; Pucciniomycetes; Pucciniales; Pucciniaceae. The record is from RefSeq and is a predicted model, not a curated record. The transcript is spliced from 2 exons. The coding region runs from base 1 to 855 and encodes 284 amino acids.
AUGCCAGACAUAGACUUCCAACAAGCUGCACGGACCACAAAAGCCGGAUUUGUUGGAGUACUCGACAUUAUCUGCAUGAACCCAGUCUUUCAUCGUGGGGGUAUUCGUCCACAGCUACCAAUUGCUCAUCAACUGGCCUUGACCCUGGAGCGCCUGGGAUCAAAUGGGAAUGCAACCUCUGUUGGCCGCUUUUCUCGGAACUUGAACGUUGGCUGCGGCACUGUCAUCAAAGCCACUCGUUGGGUCAUUGAAGUGCUUGUUUCCUUAGGUCGACAAUACGUUAUGUGGCCCAAUUCCACUCGUCGGGCCAAGAUAUCAGAAGUUAUGAAGAACGAGGGAUUUGUUGGAUGUGUCCGAUUUGUUGACGGAACAACAAUUCCCCUAUUUCAGCGGCCCGGGUAUGAUGGCGAGGUAUUCUACGACCGAAAAAGACGGUAUUCAAUCAAUGCUCAAAUAAUCUGUGAUUGUGACAAGUACAUCACAUCAUUCAUCACGGGCUGGCCUGGUACAUGCCGGGAUAGCCUAGUUUACAAGAGGAUGCAGCUGCAUCUCAACUCCUCCCAGUAUUUUGACGAUGGUCAGUACUUAUUGGCCGACUCAGCUUAUGAGGUCUCAAAAACAGACGUUCCAGCCUACAAAAACCCUUCAGCCAAGAUCCCAAUCAAUACUGACUUCAACUACUGCCUUGCAAAGGCCUUGAGUCCGAAACAAACAUACAAUUGGGGUCCUCAAGUCUCAAUGGAGUUCAUUGCGGGAGAUGCGACUGCACCUCUAUCGUCGGAGCAACAUGCGGGAACAUGUAGCCUGGCUUUACAGCUGCAUCAUUCUACACAACAUCCUUGCAAAGCUCGGUGA